Dufourea novaeangliae is the source of this 6761-nucleotide messenger RNA. It is a transcript of the gene scrib, whose product is annotated as protein lap4. Gene Ontology annotation, cellular component: postsynaptic membrane; adherens junction; postsynaptic density. NCBI's taxonomy places the organism in Eukaryota, Metazoa, Arthropoda, Insecta, Hymenoptera, Halictidae. The transcript has 34 exons. Gene Ontology annotation, molecular function: protein binding. The record is from RefSeq and is a predicted model, not a curated record. Gene Ontology annotation, biological process: neurotransmitter receptor transport, endosome to postsynaptic membrane; neurotransmitter receptor transport postsynaptic membrane to endosome.
AGAGCAACGUGAUCAGUGGUUCGUAGACGUGAUGACGUCAGACUUCGAGGCACAAGCCGUGAGCGCGUUUAAAGCUGAGUAGGGCGUGAAAGUGUGUGUUCGUGCCGCUCGUUUCCCUUCGCGUUCUUUUAACCAAAAAUCUCGUCCGAGAAUAUGUUUGAAUAGCCAAGCGUGUGCCGCCUCCGUAAACGUUACGGGACAAUUAUGUUCGGUGCUCUAUUAACGUGAUUGAUAGUGAAAAAGGAUAUCAUGUUCCGCUGCAUUCCGAUUUUUAAAGGGUGUAACAGGCAGGUGGAAUACGUUGACAAGCGUCACUGCUCUCUGCCGAGCGUCCCCGAUGAUAUUUUACGAUACUCUAGAAGCUUGGAGGAGCUGCUGUUAGACGCGAAUCAUAUCCGUGAUCUGCCCAAGAACUUUUUCCGGCUACAAAGGCUACGAAAACUCGGUUUGAGUGACAAUGAGAUCCACCGUUUACCACCGGACAUCCAGAAUCUCGAGAACCUCGUGGAGCUGGACGUGUCCAGGAAUGAUAUACCAGACAUUCCUGAGAACAUCAAGAAUUUACGGGCACUUCAGGUGGCGGACUUUAGUAGCAAUCCAAUUCCAAGGCUUCCGGCAGGUUUCGUGCAGUUAAGGAGUUUAACCGUUCUAGGGCUUAAUGAUAUGUCUCUCACGAAUCUACCUCCUGAUUUCGGAAGUUUGGAGUCGUUGCAAUCACUGGAGCUGAGAGAAAAUUUGCUCAAAUCCUUGCCGGAGUCGUUAUCGCAACUGUAUAAAUUGGAGCGGCUGGAUCUCGGUGACAAUGACAUUGAGGAAUUGCCAUCGCACAUAGGGAAAUUGCCGGCAUUGCAGGAAUUAUGGUUGGAUCAUAAUCAGUUGCAACAUUUGCCACCGGAAAUCGGCGAAUUGAAAACGUUAGCAUGCUUAGAUGUUUCCGAGAACCGUUUAGAAGACCUUCCUGAAGAAAUCGGCGGUUUGGAGUCUUUGACUGACUUGCAUUUGUCGCAGAAUGUCAUUGAAAAGUUGCCCGACGGAAUUGGGCAGCUUAAAAAACUUACCAUUCUUAAGGUCGAUCAAAAUAGGCUUUCUACUUUAAAUUCGAAUAUAGGCAGGUGUGAGAAUUUGCAAGAAUUAAUUCUCACUGAAAAUUUUCUCCUAGAACUGCCUGUAACUUCGGGAAAACUUCUUAAUCUUAACAAUUUAAACGUGGAUAGGAAUAGUUUGCAGUCGUUACCUACUGAAAUUGGGAAUUUGAAAAAGUUAGGUGUUCUAUCUUUAAGAGACAACAAGUUGCAAUACCUUCCAGUUGAAGUUGGACAGUGUACAGCCCUUCAUGUUUUGGACGUAUCUGGUAACAGAUUACAAUACUUGCCCUACUCCUUGAUUAAUUUGAACUUGAAGGCAGUAUGGUUAAGUGAAAAUCAAGCCCAGCCGAUGCUCACGUUUCAAACCGAUAUCGACGAAGAAACUGAACAAGAAGUAUUAACUUGCUUCCUUCUACCGCAGUUAGAAACUCAUUACGAUGGUUCUGGUCGAAUGGGUAUGAUGGUUGGAAUGAGGAAUGCAGUUCAGGCUGGUGAAAUCCGUGAGGUUGGCAGCAGCGAUGACGAGGGCUGGCAAGAGAAAGAAGCUUCGCGAACGCAUUCCGUGAAGUUUACAGACGAAGCUCCAGAAACCGAUAAGGAGACACCGUUUGUACGGCAGAAUACGCCACAUCCGAAAGAAUUAAAAGCCAAAGCCCAUAAACUGUUCAGUAAAGGAAAAAGUGAGAGUAGGUCGGCGUCUACGGAAGAGCAGGAUGUUUCUCAAACGUUUGGUUUAGAUAAAACUGAGACUGAUAUACUUACAAAACCUAGCGAUUUAGAACUAGCUGCUGCAGAAGAGGAUGAAGAACAAGAGAGACCUGAAUCUGUAGAAAAUGAGCAAAAGCAAACCAUAUCUGGAACAUUAGCUGAUAAUUUGGACCUCCAGGCAAACGUUGAGCCACAAGUGAUUCCUAAUCAAUACGUUACAGAGUCUAACGCUGAAAUAAGAGCUGAUGGUUCAGUUUCUGAACCGAGGGAUAGGAAUGAUAAGGAGGAUGAUGAGUCUGAAAGCGAAGAAACUCGGAGACACGUAGAAUUUUCUAUAGCAGAAGGGGUUGAUUACGAAGGUGCCAGUGAUUCAAAUAGGCCGAAUAGACUUCAUCGUAGAGAUACUCCGCAUCACUUGAAAAAUAAACGUAUCCAUACGGCUGUGGACAAGGAAAAGGUAGCUUCGAUUAUUGCGCAGGCACUCAUGAAGAAAACCGAUGAUGCUCCUGCAUCCAUCCCAGCAACCACAGAAUCUACAGAAAAUUAUGACACUCAUAGCCAAGGUGAGACAUCCAAUGCUGAACCUACGAUAGAAGUGCGAGAGGAACAAUAUGAAAUUCAUAUUGAGAGAACGACAGGUGGUCUUGGGUUGUCAAUAGCCGGUGGUAUCGGUUCAACCCCUUUCAAGGGCGACGAUGAAGGCAUUUUUAUUUCCAGAGUUACCGAAGGUGGACCCGCAGAUCUAGCAGGUUUGAAAGUAGAGGAUAAAGUAUUGUCUGUAAAUGGAGUUUCAGUAGUGAACGUAGGCCACUAUGACGCCGUAGAAGUUCUAAAAGCAUGCGGAAAUGUUCUUGUACUAGUAGUUCAGAGAGAAGUGACGAGGAUAGUACCGCCAUACGAACAGACCUCGUCAAGGAAGGAUUCGGUGUGCUCUAGUCUGAGUACAAGUAGGGCUCCGAGCGCAACUUCUCAUGUUUCAUCUACAGGCAUACCACAUAAUUUAGAAAAUGGUGACGCUACUUUACCGCCUGACGGAAUGAAGCCUAAGAAAAUUCCGGAACUUAUAGCCUCGGUCAAGGUAGGCAGUGAACCAAUGGUAUCAGUUCUUGUUCAUACAACAUUAAUACGGGACCAAAACGGACUUGGAUUUAGUAUUUUAAAACACACUUUUUAGGCAAUAUACAUUUCGAGAAUAACUGACGGUGGUGUGGCGCAGAAGGAUGGUAAAUUAUUAGUUGGAGAUAAAGUAAUAUCUAUUAAUGGAGUCGAAAUGAGAGGUGCUAAGCACGAACAAGCGGUAGCUCUGCUAACGGGUCUGGAAAGAUUCGUUCGACUGGUGGUCGAACGUGAUAUACCACUUUCCCAAGUAAACGCAGCCACGGUUGUGACACCAUCAGAAAAGUCACCGCGCGUAAUCGGUGCACCUAAACCGUACACUGGGGUGUACAAUGCCAAUAGUUACAUAGCAGGUAGACCGGGUUACCCCGGGUACCGACGUUCCGUCGAUACGGACAGGGCACUGUCGCCGAGUCCUACUGCGAAGACGCCACCGCCUAUGAAAAUCGAGACUAUGGAGCUGCCGAAAAUGAAUGGCGUCACAGAAUCCGGGAAUAUUAAGCACGCCUCCUCGAUAUCGCCAAGUCCAACAAAUAGCCAACCUCCCCCACAGCCUGCCCCGAGGCAUAGUAUUUCACAGCCGACGAUUGCAUCCACGAGAGCGACGAGCACGACACCCACGACGCCCACUACAGAGCCUAGGCCAACUUCGCCCCAGGAGGACAUACAGGUACCGAAGCCAAUCACCAACGAAGAAUUUCAGGCUAUGAUUCCCGCUCAUUUCCUGCGUCCUCCUACCUCCUCAUCAUCACCAGAUUUCCAUCAAGGCCCUAUCGUGACAGUGACAAUAAAGCAGCCUGAUAAUCUACCCGGAGAUGUUAAUUUUCCUCCGGCUCCCACUACUCUUGGUAAAGUUACUGAGACCAUCACAAAGAGCACUCUCACCGAGACCGUCGUGACUAGGGUGACCGACAACCAGUUGAUGCAACCGGUGAUCAUCGAGGAUGUAGUCCUUGUGAAAGAAGGAUCUCUAGGAUUCAGUAUCAUUGGAGGUACGGACCAUUCUUGUACACCAUUUGGUGCAAAAGAACCUGGAAUUUUUAUAUCUCAUGUCGUUCCUGGCGGAAUAGCUGCAAAGUCUGGAAAGCUAGGAAUGGGUGAUAGAAUAUUAAAAGUGAAUGGUACAGAUGUAACAAAAGCUACUCAUCAAGAGGCUGUGAUGGAACUUCUACGACCAGGAGAUCAAAUUAUGCUGACUGUUCAACACGACCCCUUACCAGAAAAUUAUCAGGAAUUGGUUAUUACAAAAGAGCCGGGCGAGAAACUUGGUAUGCACAUUAAGGGUGGACUUAGAGGACAAAAGGGCAAUCCCCUUGAUCACACGGACGAGGGUGUUUUUAUAUCUAAAAUUAAUUCCGGUGGUGCAGCUAAAAGAGAUGGAAGACUGAAGGUGGGCAUGAGACUGUUAGAAGUCAAUGGUACAUCACUGUUAGGCGCGACUCAUCAAGAAGCAGUAAAUAUACUUCGGUGUUCAGGAAACACAAUCACAUUAGUAGUUUGCAAAGGGUACGACAAAAAUGAGGUAGAGCCUCAUUUCCCAGUGUCUGACGGCAGAGAAUCUAAAGAGUCUAGAGCGUCUAAAGAGUCGAAAGAUCUUACAGCGGAGGGUACUAAGUCUUUGUCACAGAGUGUGUCUAGCUUGGAUCGCGAUGACGAAGAAGCAGCUACUCUAAGGCAGGAACAGGAAAUGAAGGCGGAACUUGUGGCGUGGGAGCAAGAAGAAAGGGAACGUGCUUUGAUCGAGCAAAGAGAAAAAUCUACACCGGAAAAAGUAUUAGACGUAGUAAGAGCAGCUGAAUCAUUAGUAAGCAAAUCGAAUAGUCCUGUCGAUAUGGUGCCGCCAAAAUCACCCGGUGGCACUAAAGAUCUCAAAACUACUACAAUCGUGAUGAGCAAGCACACUCUAGCACCUCAAAAUACAAAUUCACUAAGGAAAGAGAGAGCUGGAACGCCAACGGAUUAUUCGUCAACCAAGUCUCCGGUCUCUGUUCUUAAACCAACAACGAAACUCGAUCGUACCUCUACUGCCAGAACCUUACCCUCACCAAAGAAAAAGAGCUCUAUACCAAAACGUAGCAUAACCUUCGCUGAUCUUCCUCCUGUUUCGAAACGAUCAGUCGAUCAUUCUUCUCCCACUGUAAUCAAAGAGAAGCAACCUUUUCUCUUGCAUGACAAAUUCACCUCCGAGCCACAAAUCGUUUCUUACAAGCAAGUCUACCAUAGUCCCACCGAGACUCAUGCUCGUUUCAAACUUCCCCCGACGCCUCUUACCGCUCCUGAAUCCCUCCGGCAUUUUGGCACUUUGACCUCCUUUAGCAAACGACAGAACGCACGCUCUGUUGAUGGGAAUAUUCAGGUUGAGCUUUCACCGACAACAUCACCAACACCGCCCUUAGUAAAGAUGUCAGUUAGCGAUAAGAAGAAAUUGUUUGAAAGUGCCAUGGAGGAACAUUUAAAGCCAUCCCCUAAGCCAGACAAAGUAUUCAGUUUCCUCAGUCAGGAUGAAGUAGAAAAAAUGAAACAGGAAGAAGAAAAGAAAAUCGCCACGUUGACGCGGGACGAAUUAAAGUGUUGGGCACAACUUGAUGAAAACGAAGGUCUAGAAGAUUUGGAGGAAGCACUAGAAGAUCAGGAUAAUCGACGACCUAAUAGCCGACUGAGCUCGCGAAGUUCGAUCCCCAUUCUGCAGAAUCUUCCAAGCAGUGUACGGACAGCAAAAGCGGAACGACGUUUGAAGGAGAGAUUGGUACAGGAGGGUAUUAUGUCGGACGAAGAUGAAGAGAGCCAUUUGAGUCCUGCUGAGCAGAGAGCACUCAGAGCAGAGAAACGUGCGGCGUGGAGACAGGCACGAUUGAAGUCUCUUGAACAAGAUGCCCUUCAAGCGCAAAUAGUAAUAAAGAAAAUGAGCGAAAUGAUGGACACCACGAACAAAAUAAACACGCUACAAGAUUCGAUCGAUGCUGUCACUCCUGUUCUAGAAUCCGAAAAGCCAGCCGAUUUCACUACUACGUUACGGCCGUCUAGUGCAGAUUUCCCCAAACUUGCUGUACGCAGCAAGGUGGGUCCCCCUAAAGAGAUACGCGAAUCAGAAAAAGUAGUGGACGAGAAGGUCACUCGACGUACCGAGGAGUAUGUGGAUGAGGUGACGGGUGAACGUCGCGUGAGAACGGUCGAAUACGUCGAGAAGCUCAUUGAGCGACAGGUUGAAACUCUGCGAGAAAAGAUUAUUUCACUGGAGUUAAGUAACGCAGAGGAUGACGUUGAAAGUAUUACUGGGACAGGAGCCAGCGAAGGUGAGAGCGAAAGUGAAGAAAUUACGGGACAGUCUUCUGUUGUGAGUAGUCCGCAAAAGAAAACUGAAACGAUUAUAACUACAAGUGCCGCCGACGGUGUCGCUCCUAAAAUCAGUGCAAACACUGUUGUUACUACGAAGAAAAAGAAGAGAAAACGUUCGAAAAAAGGUCGCCAUUGACCGUAAAAUGCAAAUAUAUCGGUGCAAAAAUGAAAAGACGGGUAUACAAGGAAAUUGGUGAUUGUUUCCUUGUGGUUCACGUCCCAAAAGUGUGUUCCAAUAAUACAAAUUUUGUGUUAUACCAACUUUCCACACUUCAGAACCCUGCUGUAUUGGUGCAUAUAGUAUUACAGAUCCUUCAUUGCGCAUUGCCGUUUCGAAGCAUACAAACAUAUACGCAUAAGAUACAAUUUUAUAUCCAUUACUUAACGUAAUUCACUAGGUGCAUUCUGAAUUACAUUUAUUUUUCACAUGAACCGUGCUAUAAUUCUGGUAUUAGCUUAUUGUUUUGAAUAAUGCAUUAUUUUUAUUAAUUUUAGUACCGUAUUUUCAGUGGACAC